CUUCCUCUCUCUCUUUCUGCACUUCCUACAGUCCCCAAAGUUUCAGCUCCGGUAAGUCUCCCGAAAAUCCUAAACGACGUCGUUCCGAAUUUCCUUCUCAGCUGGUUUAGUUGAAUUGGAAUAGCUAUGGCGAAUGCAUCGAUGGAUAUUCCCGCAAAGGGUGGGUUCAGCUUCGAUUUGUGCAGAAGGAAUGACAUGCUGGCGAACAAAGGGCUUCGCCCUCCUUCAUUCCUCAAAACUGGAACUACUAUUGUUGGCUUGAUUUUUCAGGAUGGUGUCAUCCUUGGUGCAGACACUCGUGCCACUGAAGGACCCAUAGUUGCCGACAAGAAUUGUGAGAAAAUUCACUACAUGGCUCCUAAUAUUUAUUGCUGUGGAGCAGGGACUGCUGCUGAUACUGAAGCUGUUACUGACAUGGUCAGUUCCCAACUGAAGCUCCACAGAUAUCACACUGGUCGUGAAUCCAGGGUUGUCACUGCUCUUACACUUUUAAAAUCUCAUCUUUUCAGUUACCAAGGAUAUGUUUCAGCUGCUUUGGUUCUUGGUGGAGUUGAUAUCACUGGCCCACAUUUGCAUACUAUUUACCCUCAUGGCUCUACUGACACACUGCCGUUUGCUACAAUGGGAUCUGGUUCCCUUGCAGCAAUGUCUGUCUUUGAAUCACGAUACCGUGAGGGACUAAACAAGGAAGAAGGAAUUCAAUUGGUGACGGAUGCCAUAUUGGCCGGAAUAUUCAAUGAUCUGGGUAGUGGAAGCAAUGUUGAUGUUUGUGUAAUAACCAAGGGCCACGCAGAAUAUAUUAGAAACCAUAAGUUGCCGAAUCCCCGAACUUAUCCUCAGAAGGGUUAUGCCUUCCCUAAAAAGACUGAGGUUAUUAUGACUAAGAUUACACCACUGAGAGAUAUGGUGGAGGUGAUAGAAGGUGGAGAAGCCAUGGAAGAAUGAGUUCUGCUGCACUAAUGAAGACAUUUUAGUUUAUUUCAAUAAACUUUUACAUAGACAAUUUUCUAAAAGAACAUGUCAUGUUUUGAACUUGUAUGGCUAAACUCUAUAUGAACUUUUUCAUCAGAAUUAUCAUAUGUAGCUUGCAAACAAUUUUUUUGCCAGAAAAUACAAGAAUGAGGUGCUCUGAAAA
This is a messenger RNA of Ipomoea triloba (trilobed morning glory), 1135 nucleotides long. RefSeq names its product proteasome subunit beta type-7-B-like. Gene Ontology annotation, cellular component: proteasome core complex. The record is from RefSeq and is a predicted model, not a curated record. NCBI's taxonomy places the organism in Eukaryota, Viridiplantae, Streptophyta, Magnoliopsida, Solanales, Convolvulaceae. Gene Ontology annotation, molecular function: threonine-type endopeptidase activity. The coding region runs from base 127 to 945 and encodes 272 amino acids. The transcript is spliced from 9 exons.